CCCAAGAAGCAAUCUGUAAAACCUAAAUAAAUAAAAUACAAAAAGUACCUUAUUUUGCAAAGUUGCAAUUGACCCAUGCAGUCUCAGUUGUGCCAGUUCAGGAAAUGCCUGGGCAACACAAUAUUUGUUUAAAAGCAAUAGCUUUAUAAAAUGCAAAACUUUUUUUAAGUGCAGAAGGAUUUGCGUCUGGAUUUUGUAGACACUGUAGGCUUUGGUCGUUUUGGAGAGCCUUUCAUCAACAAACCAAGCGCCUUAAAGAAAAACAAAAUACUACCGUUUAUUUUCCGGAAUGAGUUCGGAGGGUGACAGAAGCGAACAGGCGCCGGGGCUGCGACUGGAGGCGGUCAUUCAGAAGCUGGAGGACACGCUGCUGAACCCAGACUCCAGUGGGGAGGAGAAGACUCUGACAGUUCAAGGAGAGGGGCAGGGCGGUGCAGCCACCCCCAUCCCAGCACGCAUCCGCGAGAUUGUCACCCGCAACCUGAAAGAGGAAAAACACGAAGCCCCCCAGGAAAUGCCUCCCCUCGGCUCACUGCAAGAGGAGAACCGGCUGUUGCAGCAGGAGCUGUGGCGCGUCGAGGACCUUCUCUCUCAAACCCGUGCCGAGCGAGAUGAGCUGCUCAUCAAGAACCGAGCCGUCAGUGACCGGCUGGAGCGGUCCUUGGCUCUGGAGACUGGAGAGAAGGAGCAGGAGGCGUCUGUCCAGUCACUGAGGCGCAAGUUUGAGGAGGAGGAGAGAGCCUACAAGCAGAAGCUACAGGCCUACCAAGAUGGGCAGCAGCGACAAGCCCAGCUUGUCCAAAAACUGCAGACCAAGGUGCUCCAGUAUAAGAAAAGAUGUGGGGAAUUGGAGCAGCUGGUGCUGGAAAAAACCUCUGAGUCAGAAAAACUGAAACACUCGAUACAGAUCCGUCUGGACUCGGCCGAGUCUCGCCUGCGCCGCACGGAGCAUGAGCACAACACUGACCUGGAGAGCUCACUCAUCCAGCUGGAAGAGGAGCAGCAGAGGUGUUCCAGUCUUGCCCAGGUUAAUACUCUGCUACGCGAGCAGCUGGAGCAAGCCAAUACAGCCAAUCAGAGACUGAUAGAGAAUGUGCGUAAAGCGAAGGAGGAAGUGGAGGACCGAGAGGCUAGACUGCGCAGGGAACAAGAGGUGUUUGCCUCACGCCUCACCAGGGAGCACGGCCGUGUGUUGGCCGUGUGGCGUCAGGCUGCUUCUCUACGGAACGACUUCAUCGAACUGCGCGCCUCCACUGACAGGAGCCUCUCAGAGAUUCAGAUGGAUUCCACCCGGGUGGCUCGUCGGUUGCAGACAGCCUGUCUGAACCUGGAGUCCAACCUGUCUGAGAAGGGCUCCCCUGCAGGCCGGGAGGUGCUACAGCUGGAGCAGCAGCUGAGAAACAAGCUAAAGGAGGCCAUGCAGCUUCAAAGUCGCUGGGAGACAGAGAAGGUGGAGCUCAACUCCAGAAUCCUGGAGCUGACAGAGAUGGUGAAGCACCUGAAAUCUCAGGGAUCUGAGAAGGAGAAAAACGUGAUGACGCUCCGGGCAACCGUGAAGACAAUGGAGGCGAGCCAGGCUGAAAACUCCUCGGAGAUCGAGGCUCUCAAAUGUGAGAUUGAAAAUCUACAGCAAGUCCUCCACAGCAUCACUCAGGUGGCUCGAGCUGAUUCAGAGAGUGCAUUCUCCUUGGACAACUCGGCUGAGUCUUGUGACUCCCCGCUGCAUGCUCCCUCGCGACACCCCUCUCCCACCCGCACUCGCUCGCCCCUGCGUAGCUCCUCCCCCUCCUUCCGAGACUCCGCCCUGGUAGCGGUCCAGAGCGCACUGCAGCGGCGCCAGCUUCAAGUGCAGGAGCUGCGCGUGCGUCUAGAAGGCGUCCAGGAGCAGACGGGGGCCCUGCGCAGGCAGCUGACAGACGGGGAUGCCGAGAGGAGGACCCUGGAGCAGAGACUCCAGCAGCUGAGGCAGGAGAGCCAGCAGGCUGAGCGAGCCAUGGAGGAGAGUAAGAGAGACAGCCAGCGCUACCGCUCCUCGCUGGAGAUCAUUGGGAGUGAGAAGGGCAACCUGGAGAAGCUGAUCCACAGCCUGAAUCAGCAGAUCGACUCCCUGCAGGGUGACCUGGAGAAGCUGAAGGGUGUGAACCUUGACCUUCAGCGCCAGCGAGACCACCUGGAGGAUCAGAGAGACGACCUGGAGAGAGAGAGCGAGCGCAGCCGCAAGGAGGUGGAACGAGGCCAAAAGAGCCUGGAGCAACUGGAGCAGAAGAACUCGAGCCUGAGGAAAGAGCUGGUGACACUGAAGGAAUCCCUGAGCCAGGUCACCCUGCACAAGGAGGUGCUGGAGAAUGAGAAGACAGGCCUGAGCACAGCACUCGCCAAGGCGGAGUCACAGUGUGGAGAGCUGGAGCUCACCCACAACAAGCUGCAGAGCGAGGAGGCCACGCUGCGAGAUUCACUGGCCAAGAUGGGGGCUCUCAACGAGGGCCUGGCCAAGGACAAGGUGGCGCUGAACCGCCUCAUCCUGCAGAUGGAAGGUGAGAAGGCCCAUCUAGGGCAGCAGCGGCAGGAGGUGGAGCAGGAGCGCGCGGCUGCCAGGGAGGAGGUGUCCCGGCUGCAGCAAGAGCUGCUGGACCUGAGCACGGAGAAGCACGCUCUGGAGAACACACGGCACAGCCUGGAGGAGAGCCGCCAGAGACUGGAGCAGGAGCUGGGCCUCCUUCGCAGAGAGAAAGCACAGAUCCAGGAGCAGCACACACAGGUGAGCCGGCAGAGGCAGAGCCUGUCCGAGCAGCUGACCCAAAGCUGCAGGGAGAUGGAGAGCCAGGCCGAAGUGCUCCUGCGGGCUGUCCAAGAGAAAGAAGAGCUGGCCAAGGACAGGGCUGGCCUGAGCGUCCAGCUGACCGCGGCAGAGCGCGAGAGCCGGGGGCUGGCUGAAGAGGUGGCAGCACUGAGGGCAGAGAAGGAGACACUGGAGACAGCUCUGUUUGAGGCACAGCAGCUGGUCUCAGCACUGGAGGGACGUAAGAGCCAGCUGGAGGGAGAGAACCAGGCCCUGCUGGUUACUCGGGAGACUCUCACAGGGGAAGUGGAUCGCGUGCGAGCCGAGGCUGAGCUGCAGGUCAUGAAGCUGGAGAGAGACCGGGAGAUGCUGGGGGCCAGGCUGGCACAGACUGAGAGAGAGGCACAGAUCACCAUGGGCAACACAGAGCGUGCGCACCGUGAGGAGAUGGAUCGGGCCAGGAAAGAGAAGGAGAGCCUGUGUCUGGAGCUGACAGCGGAACGGGAGGAGGCGGUGCGCAGGCUGCAGCAGGAGCGCGAUGACAUCACAGCGCACUGCGAGGCAGAGAAGAAGGUGCUGAAGGAGGAGAUCAGUGCCCUGCAGCAGGACAGGGACGAGAGCCUCAUUCUGGCAGAGAACGAUAAACAACAGGCACUGUCCCUGAAGGAGUCAGAGAAGACGUUGCUGGCGGAGAAGCUGGCGAACGCUCAACGGAAUCUGGCCAGCGUUACUAUGGAGAUAGAGCGUGUGCGGAGAGAGGCGCUGAGCUGCCGCGAGCAGGACAAGGACACCAUCAACAGCAUCACGUCAGAGAUGAGGACGCUGAGGACUCAGUUUGAGGAUGCGGUGUCGGACCAUGAGCGUGAGGUGCGGAGUCUGAGCGAGCAGAUCAAGGACCUGGCCCAGCAGAGAGAGGGGGCGCUGCGGGAGAUGGAGGAGUUGAAGACACAGCUGCGCGUGGCAGAGGAUGCUCGUGACGCUGUGCGCCGGGACCUGAUCGAGGCUCACAGGCGUGUGCGGGAGUGUGCAGAGGCGCGGGACACUCAGCGUAAGGAGGUCCUGGAACUGCGACGGGCUCUGAGCGACGAGGCCCGUGAAAAGGAGGCCAUCUUACACUCCAACGAGGAGCUGAGGGGCAGCGUGAAGCGAGCAGAGAGCGACAGGAGCAGUCUGAAGAGAGCGAAUGAGGAAAAAGAGCAGAGACUGGUGAUCCUAGAGGAGUCGAAGGCCUCCCUGCAGAAGGAGGCAUCUGAGCUAAGAGGCAGCCUGAGAGAGGUGGAGAAAUCACGGCUCGAGGCUAGACGAGAGCUACAGGAGUUGCGCAGACAGGUGAAGCUCCUGGACAGUGAGAAUGCGAAGCGCAGUAAAGAGCUGGCUGAGCUGCAGGCACGGGUCUCCCAGGAGGAGCAGAGAGAGGAGGAGAGCCGCCGGGAGACCUUCAGCCUCAAACAAAGGAUAGUCGAGACAGAGGCCUGCAAGGAGUCUGCCUUCAAAGAGGUGGCGCUGCUGCAGCAGCGGGUAGUGGAGGUGGAGUGCGAGGCGCGGCUGCGUGAGAAGGAGCUGCAGGGCCGCGUGGAGGAGCUGCAGGAGGGGGAGCGGCGGCUGCAGGAGAGUACGAGGGAGCUGCAGGGGGUGCUGCAGCGAGCAGGAGUCCAGGCCGGAGACCUUGCCCUGCAGCUCAGCACCUCCAAGGCUCGGGAACAUGGGCUGGAGGUCGAGCUGGGCAAGGCAGAGUCCACCAGGCGAGAGCUGGAGUUCAGACUAGGGGCCCUGCACUCCGCACUACGGCGCACCCUGGGCAUCACCCGCACAGGCAGGGCACAGAGCCCAGGAGCAAGGGGCCGCAGCCCCUCACCUAGGAGAGGGGCGUCUCCACUGAAGGGGAUGGACAGCCUGGAUGGACUGUGUAGCUCCAGCCCCUGUGGCAGCCGCGGCAGCUCCCCCCUGCGCUCACUGUCCCCCUCGCGUGGGGGGGAGGGGGACCUGGACCCCGAGGUGGUGCGGGCCGCCCUCAGAGACUUCCUGCAGGAGCUGCGCGAGGCUCAGAGAGACCGGGAUGAAGCUGAGAUCCAGGUGCUGAACCUGACCCGCCAGUUGGGGGAGCUAGAGAGCGAUCGAGACCGCACCAACGCUCGCAUCCAGCAGCUGCAGAAAUCACUGUCCGAGUCUGAGGAAGGGAAGCGGGGUGCGGACGGCCGGCUCAGCGGUGCUCAGACUGCCCUCAUGCUGCAGGAGGAGGCGAUUCGGCGUGGGGAGAGCGAAAGGAAGGCACUGGGGGAGCAGAUGGCUUCCCUGGAGCGCAGUGUACAGACAGCAGACGCAGAGAAGAGAGAUCUGCAGGGGAAGCUGAGCUGGAUGCGGACGCAGGAGGGGAAGCUGGAGGCAGAGAGGAGGAAGCUUAAGGAGGCCCUGGAUGCAUCAGAAAGUCGCGGGACCAAGCUGGAGCUGUCCCAGCGUGCCCUGGAGGGGGAGCUGCAGCGGCUGCAGAUGACGGCGAGCGAGCGGGACACAGAGGUGGUGGCACUGCAGGAGCGGCUGGCUAUGCUGAGCAGUGAGCUGAGGCAUAGCGAGGACAAGGCAGCCUCCCUGCAGGUCUCUGUGGAGAGGCUGAGCGUGGCAUUGGCCCGCACUGAGGACGGAGAGAGCCAGCUAAAGGACAAGGUGCAGAGCCUGUCCCUCUCGCUUGGUGACACUAGCGCCAACGCCGGGGCCCUACAGGAGCGCCUCUCCCAGCUGCAGAAAGCUCUGACGUCCAGUGAACAGGAUCGCAGGCUGUUACAGGAGCGCUUGGACGCUGCUCGGGAGUCUCUGUCGGAGUGUAAGAAGCAGAACCACAUCCUGACGGAGAGGCUGCAGACUCUGCAGGGAGAGCAGGAGGACACAGAGCUGCGAUGCCUGGAGCUGGAGGGGCAGAGCAAGCACCUUCAAGAGAUGCUGCGGCAACGUCAGGCUAGCGAGCAGGAGGCUCUGGAGGGCUCACGGCGGCUGGAAGAGGACAGGCAGGCCCUGCAGGAUCGAGUGAACACGCUGCAGAGGACCGUCGCACAGCUAGAGAGCGAGCGCCACGAGAUGGAGAGAGCAGGAGUCCGUCUGGAGAAGGACAAGGCCGCUCUGAGAAAAACUCUUGAUAAGGUGGAGCGAGAGAAGAUGAAGCAAGAGGAACAAGCCAUGCGCCUGGGAGUGGAGAGGGGGCAGCUGGACCAAUCGCUGAGCAGCGUGGAGCAGGAGGUUGUGGAUCUGCAGGCCCAAGUACAGCAGCUGCAGGCACAGAUCUCAGAUCUGGAGCGUGCACAUACACAGCGCCUCCUGGAGGUGACAGCGCGGCACCGUCAGGAGAUGGAUCUGGAGACGGAGCGGCUGCACGACUCCCAGGAGCAGGCCGCGCGAAGCCUGGAGGCACGGGAGAGAGCCCAUCGGCAGCGGGUCAAGGGGCUGGAGGAGCAGGUAGCCACUCUGAAGGAGCAGUUGGACCAAGAGAUGAGGCGCAGACAGGCCUACGUCAACCAGAUUCUGCGACCCGGAAUGUAACCUGUCACCUAGCAACAGACUAGGAGUGCCCUGCUCUCCAGUCCCCACCUCCAUAUGCAGGCCCUUAGACUUGGGCUACAGUUUAAACUUGUAUUUAAUCACUGGCUCAGAAGAAGUUUGUUACUCUGUCUCUAGUCUGUCCCACUAACAAGAAAUACGAUUCAUUUUAUUUACAUUAUUUAUAUUUGUAGGAGUAUAAGUUGUUGUUGUAGUAAUAGUAGUAGUAGUAGUAUUAUAUUACAAUUAAUAUUAGUAGUAUUAUAAUUGGUAAUGAGCCACAUAACAACAUUGCAUUCUGAGUUGCCACAUUAUAGAUGCCAUGCUAUACAAAUUCUAAAUAUUGCAUUUCAAACACACCAUACUGAAACAUUGGUAAGCUGGGUCCUCAGAACAAACUAUUAUUAUUAUUAUUAUUAUUAUUAUUAUUAUUAUUAUAACCAGAUAGCAAUAAACAAUCAUGUUUCAAUUUCAUGUUUUAUAUAGGCAUGUAUUUAUGACAGACAGAGCCUCACAGUCUAAAGUUUUGCAUCAGUGUAAAUCAGACAGAUGUGUUUCCAUCUAGGUUUCCCCCUAUUUCAUGACUGUAUAGCAGUGUCAAAGGUUAGCACCCCAGUAUCCUCAGUAACCAUAAGUAAUCUGGCUUUAUCAAUCACUGUAGGCUGGCAGGGAAACCAGUGCUCUUAUAAACGUUUACCAUAAAAAAGAUUAGCCAUGUGUAAUAAAGCCUAGUGAAGGCAUGGUAAAGCAUAGUUAAGAUAUGUAAAUCACAGAGAGGUAUGGUAAAGCAGAUUAAAAAAACAUGUCAAACCAGAGCAAACUAUGGUAAAUGCAUAGUAUAGCCAUGAAAACAGCAUGGUAAAAUUGAAAUACUCUCUUUUCUAAGGGUGAUGCUGGUUUUACCCAUAAUAUUAAUACCAGUGCUGUGUCUCCUCCUGGAAUUUGGCAUUAACUUUGAACACACUGUGGGUAACAAGCCUUGUGGUGGUAACCCCUCCAGCAGGUUUACCAGUCAAGUGUUUGGAAUACAUUUGAGAAAUUCCUUUAAAGUAACUUCCAUGAAAAUGUAUACUGCACCGUAUACAACUGUGUAUACUGUUGCAAACUUAGGGUCCAAUUCGUUUUUGAAUAGCUGAACCAUUAUUAGCAGCUUUACCAACCAAGGCAGUAAAUAUUGCACAGUGACCCUGAUAUAGAAUCACACUGAUACUGAUAUCACAGGAACACAGCUACCAGCUUGUAUUAAUUCACUAUUGUAGCCUCCUGCAUGCUGUCAGACUCCUGGACCAGUGUCAAUAUUGUGCAUCAUCUAUAAGAGCACUGGACUUCUACUCUUCGGAGUUUUCUUUUAACUAUGCAUAUUGCGCUUUAAAUUUGUGUAUGAACCCUGUUUCAUGCAUGAGUUAUUCGCUGAAAUAGCUGAAAGUAGUUUUGGACAAAUAAUAAAUACUAUAUUUUUCAGUGAAAAAGUUUUUUUAUUCUAAAUUCCACUGCUUUAAUGAGAAGAAAUGGCAUCCUCAUAUGAGGCUAUCAUGCAUUUGUGUCUUCCAUACAAAGACUAGAGAGUUUUUUGUCUCUGUUCCCAUAUGAGGUUGCCAUGCAUGAAAAGGUUAAAAUAACUUUCAACCUGUUCCAUGUUUUGAAAAAUCGUAUUUGUUCAAGUUUCUGUAAAACAGUGAACCACAAUAAAGAGUUGCAUGCUGUGA
This is a messenger RNA of Polyodon spathula (Mississippi paddlefish), 8010 nucleotides long. RefSeq names its product ciliary rootlet coiled-coil, rootletin family member 2 (gene crocc2). The transcript is spliced from 36 exons. The record is from RefSeq and is a predicted model, not a curated record. The coding region runs from base 290 to 6307 and encodes 2005 amino acids. Lineage: Eukaryota; Metazoa; Chordata; Actinopteri; Acipenseriformes; Polyodontidae.